This is a messenger RNA of Lottia gigantea (owl limpet), 543 nucleotides long. RefSeq lists its product as hypothetical. Gene Ontology annotation, molecular function: GMP kinase activity. The transcript has a single exon. The annotation marks the transcript as partial. NCBI's taxonomy places the organism in Eukaryota, Metazoa, Mollusca, Gastropoda, Lottiidae. Gene Ontology annotation, cellular component: cytosol. The record is from RefSeq and is a predicted model, not a curated record.
AUGUUAGUUUUAGUGGGUCCACAAGGUUCUGGAAAGAAAGAUUUAGGAUUGAAGUUGGUGGAAGAGUUCUCAGAUUUCUUUGGUUUUGGUGUGUCACAUACAACAAGGAGUCCUUACACUGGAGAAGAGAAUGGAUUUGAUUACCACUUUGUAUCUUUAGAAAAGUUUGAAGAUGACAUCAAAAUGGGUAAAUUUCUUCAAACCUGUCAACAUCAUGGUUCAUGGUACGGCUUACAAAUGGAUUCCAUACAAAGCGUUGCCAAAGAUGGCCUGGCUUGUGUGGUUCACAUGGAAUUGGAAGGCGUCCUCACUUUGAAAAAUACCCAUUUUGAACCUCGAUAUGUUCUGAUAAUGCCACUGGACAAAGAAAGUCAUGAGAGACGUUUACGUGAUCGUGGUAUUUUUACUGAUGAAGAAAUUCUAGAAAUUGUGAAAACAGCCGAGACAUACAGUAGUUAUAAUCAAGAUCAUCCUGGAUUCUUUGACAUGAUGGUUAACUCUAAUGAUAUACAAGAAGCUUAUAUUCAGCUUCGAAAGUUGGUU